GUCAAAUCAAAUAAUAUUCCCGCCAAAAUCAAGAAAAACGAUAAAUAAAUAUUCUUCGUUUAAUUUUGCCUAAUAAAUUGUUUAUACAUCAUCAAAUUAUCACUUUCAAUAAAAACUGCAUUCUUAGAAUGGAUGAUACAGAUGAAAGAAGACCAAAAAGACAAAAGAGAGAUUCCUCAUAUAAGGCCAAGGCCUUUGAAAAAUUCAAACAGGUGAAAAGUGGCGUUAAGAAUAAGUAUGAAAUUGAAGAAGUUGAUAAUGUGUACGAAACAGUUGAUGAGAAAGAAUACCUUAAAACAGUGUUGGACAGACAAGCAGAUGAUUGGGUGGUGGAUGAUGAUGGCUCCGGAUAUUAUGAUGAUGGACGUGAAAUAUUUGAUGAUGAUUUAGAUUCACAAUCUAUUGCCAAUGCAUCUUCCAAAAAUAAAGGGGUUAAGAGGAAAAAAAAGGCUGUGUCAGAUAAUGUUCCGAAGGGGGACUUGAAACGAAUGCUGUCUAAGAUGCCAAUUAAGAAAAAAGAGGAAGAGAAGGUCUCAGAUGAUGCUAUGUUAUCUGAACUACUGGGUGAAAUUGUUGAAAAUGGAGAUGAGAGUAUUAAACAGUCAUCAGAUGAUAGUUCCCUUAAAUCCCUUUUGAAUAAUAAAAAGGCUGAAAAAGAUUAUCUGAAAACAUUUACGCCACCCCCCAGAAAAAUUUUGAUUAAAAAGAAAACACUGGAGAGAAAAUCUCUUCCCUUGAUAUCAAGACCUAUAAAACGGAUUUUAGAUGACGAUGAAGAUGAAAUUGCCAAGGGGCAAAAUAUGGAAACUAUAGAUGAAGUUGUAUCAGAGACAGAAAAAAUUGCACAAACAAUGGAAAUUGAUUAUAAAAGCCAAAAAAUUGAGGAUAGUACCCAAGGUACGGCAGUAAUUGAGGAUAGCACUCAAGAAACUGCAGCUAUUGAGGAUACUAAGAUAGAAAUUGAUGAAACUGAGAAUUUUUUCAAUGAUGGUCUAGAUUUUUCCCAGAUAGACGAGUUUGAGUCGCAGCAAAAUGAAACAAUUGAUGUAGAAGCAGUUGAAGAUAAUAUACUUGCAAGUUUCUUAGACCAGCAGGACAAUUUUCAAUCAUUAGACUCUAGCAUUAAUAGGAGUAUUAACAUUGAUUCCUCGGAUAUACCUUUGGUAGAAUUUGAAAAUAAAAAAGUUUUCAGGUUUUUUUAUUGGGAUGCCUAUGAGAAUGCCUUUGUUCAACCUGGAGUAGUGUUUUUGUUUGGUAAAACAUAUUGUGAAAAAACAAAGUCUUAUGCCAGUUGUUCCAUAGUAGUUAAAAAUGUGCAAAGGAAAUUAUUUGUCCUUCCAAGGCCCUAUAUGCUAGAUGAUUCAGGUAAUCAAACAGAUCAACCUGUUACUCAAAAAGAUGUGUAUGAAGAAUUCAAUAACAAAGUCAUGAAAGCAUUACAUGUAACUUGUUUCAAGUGUCGAUUUGUCAAUAAGAAAAAUUGCUUUGCCCCAAACAUCCCUGUUGAAUCUGAUUAUAUGGAGGUCAGAUAUUCUGCCAAAGAUCCUCAAAUUUCUAUAUUUGAGGGAAAAACUUUUUCUCAUGUUUUCGGCGUGAACAGCAGCUAUUUAGAGAUAUUUUUGCUUGAAAGAAAACUGAAGGGGCCCUGCUGGUUAGAUGUACAAAAUCCAAUUCCAGUUACCAAUCCUAUUACUUGGUGUAAAUUCGAAAUUGAUGUUGAAAAGUGUAAUGACGUUACUCUAGCUAAAAUGAACAAGCCUUUACCCCCACCACCACUUGUCAUAGCUGCAGUUCACAUGAGAUUUGCUCCAAACCCAAAAAACCUGACUAAUGAGAUUGUGAUGAUAUCUUGCCUUGUGCAUAACUCGUAUGCUUUAGAUAAGGCAGCUCCAAAUCCUCCUUUUCAAAGUGAUUUUUGCGUUUUCACCACACCACAACAUGUCUCGAUGCCAUCUGACAUUUAUAAAACCCUAAGCAAUUUUAAGAGGACCAAAGUACAGAAAAUGGACUCUGAAAAGGCCCUAUUGAACUUUUUCAUCAAUCAUUUCCAAAAUAUAGAUCCAGAUCUCAUAGUAGGCCAUGACUUACAAGGCUAUCAAUUCAGCGUUCUUGCUGACCGAUUGUAUACUAAUAGUAUAAAGAACUUCAGCAAACUGGGGAGAUUGAAAAGGAGUAGUUUACAUCAAAAAAUAGAGCGUAUUCUAUUCACAGGAAGACUUGUUUGUGAUAUAAAAAUAUCAGCCAAAGAAUCAAUCAAAUCUCGUGCAUAUGAUUUGAAUACCUUGUGUCAAACCGUUUUGAAUUUUAGAGAAAGUCAGAGAGUGGACUUAGAGCCUGAGGAUGUACCAAAAAUGUUCAAUAAUAGUCAGAAUAUCCUCAAGUUGAUUGUGUUGACAAUGAACGAUGCCACUUACAUAUUGCAAAUGAUGUAUAAUUUGAACACAAUUCCUUUGGCAUUACAAAUAACAAACAUAGCUGGUAAUAUUAUGUCGAGAACCUUAUGUGGAGGAAGAUCAGAAAGGAAUGAGUUUUUGUUAUUGCAUGCAUUUAAUGAGAAGGAUUUUAUUGUUCCUGAAAAAGUGAUCAAAAAUAAGGGUGAAGAAAAAUCAUCAAAUUCAAAACGAAAACCAACCUAUGCAGGAGGUUUAGUACUUGAUCCCAAAGUAGGAUUUUAUGAUAAACUAAUUUUGCUUAUGGACUUCAACUCGCUUUAUCCCAGUAUUAUUCAAGAAUACAACAUUUGUUUCACAACUUUACCGGUUGACGGUGCUGAUUUGACCCUGCCAGAUAAAACGGUACCCAUUGGCAUAUUACCUACUGAAAUACGAAAACUGGUUGAAAGUCGACGAGAAGUCAAAAAAUUGUUGAAAACUGUAGACAAAAAAAGUGAUUUAUAUUUACAAUAUAAUAUUCGGCAAAUGGCUUUGAAGUUAACAGCUAAUAGUAUGUAUGGAUGUUUAGGUUUUUCUAACUCCAGAUUCUAUGCCAAAAGCUUGGCGGCAUUGGUAACACAUAAAGGUAGAGAGAUUUUAACAAAUACAAGAGAUCUAGUCCAAAAAAUGUGUUUCGAAGUUGUGUACGGAGAUACUGAUAGUAUAAUGAUAAACACAAAUAUAAUCGAUAUAGAUCAAGUAAAUAAAAUUGGCAUCAAAAUCAAACAAGAAGUUAACAAACUUUACCAGCAAGUUGAACUGGAUAUUGAUGGUGUUUUUAAAUAUUUAUUACUGCUGAAGAAAAAAAAAUACGCCGCUGUUACCAUAACAAAAACAGAUGAUGGAAAAUUGAGAAUUGAAAAGGAAUAUAAAGGUCUCGACAUUGUUCGGCGAGAUUGGUCGCAAAUUGCUUGUGAAACAGGAAAAAUUAUUUUAGAUCAAAUUUUGAGCGAUCUUUCACCAGAUGAGAGAAUAGCAAAUAUUCUAAACUACUUGAGAAAAAUAAAAACAGAUUUUGAAACUAACAAGAUUCCUUUAAGUAUGUUGGUUAUAACCAAACAAUUAACCAAAGAUCCAAAAUCUUACAACGAUAAAAAUUCCUUACCUCAUGUUCAAGUUGCUUUACGAUAUAACAAACAGCUUGGUGGCCAUUUUAGAUCGGGGGACACAGUUCCUUAUGUUGUUUGUAAUGAUGGCUCAAAUAAUUCAGCAGUUCAAAGAGCUUAUCACCUGGACGAGUUGAAGAAUUCUGAAAAAUUAACAAUCGAUGUGAGGUACUAUUUGUCUCAACAGAUUCAUCCUGUUGUCUCCCGUAUAUGUGAGCCCAUCGAAGGUAUUGACGCCUUUCAAAUAGCAGACUGUUUAGGGCUUGAUACUUCUUCAUUCAAGAAACCAAUCAUUAGAACUGAAAAUACUGCUGAAUUGGUUGCAAAGCCAGAAAUAAAAUUCAAAAACGUUGAUCAUUUUAUUUUUGAAUGCUAUGAUUGUAAAAAGAAAAAUAUUGUUGAUGGACCUCUUAGACAAGGGUUGAUGGUCUUGGAUAGGUGUUCUAAUUGUGAUGUUCGCCCAGUGACCUAUUUAUAUUACAUACAAAACCAACUUUCUUUAGCGAUCAAUAGAUAUAUAAAGAAAUAUUAUGUGAAUACUAUGAUAUGUGAGGAUCCAGCUUGUGACAAUGAAACAAACAGAAUUCCAUCAAGAUUUGUUGGGAAAUAUCCAGUAUGCACUCUUUGCAAAAGUGGAAUUAUGUACAAGAAAUAUACUGAAAGUGAUUUAUAUUUUCAAAUAAGUUACUUCAGACACAUUUUUGAUAUCAGCAAGGUGAACAGAAGAAUGUUAACAGAUGACCUUCUAGAGAACGGAUAUCAUGUACUAAAAGAAACAGCUGAGAAGUAUCUGAAUCAAUCUGGUUAUUCUGUUGUGAAUCUGACCGAGUUAUUUUCUGGAUUCAUGAUAAGAGAUAGCCAACAGCCUAAUAGAAUUAUUGAUGAUUUCCCAGAUAUUGUUGAAGACGAGGAUGAAAUAUAAAAAUCAUAUUCAAAAUAAAUUAAAUCUAGUUUUAUCUCUAAUGAAAUUGUCUUUAGUUAAUUUUGGAGGAGCCAAAAUGUUUUUAAACAGGAGAUGACGUUCUUUCCAAGUAUUUUAAUAGUUGUAAUCAUUUGGUAAGAAUAAGUUUUCAGUGAAAGAACUUCAACUCCUUUUUACAAGUAUUCAAUAGAUUUCAUAACACUCAUAAAAAAAAUGUAUUCAUAGUCCUAAUUCAAAAUGUUUUGUUUUUAUGAUAGAAUGAAAAUUAUUGAAAUGUACAUUUUUAUGUUUACCAAAUUAUGUAAUAUUCUUAAGGCAAAUAAAAGUUUUUAAAAUGUUUUUGUGAAA
Coccinella septempunctata (seven-spotted ladybird) is the source of this 4808-nucleotide messenger RNA. It is a transcript of the gene DNApol-alpha180, whose product is annotated as DNA polymerase alpha catalytic subunit. Gene Ontology annotation, cellular component: alpha DNA polymerase:primase complex. The record is from RefSeq and is a predicted model, not a curated record. The transcript has 9 exons. NCBI's taxonomy places the organism in Eukaryota, Metazoa, Arthropoda, Insecta, Coleoptera, Coccinellidae. Bases 129 to 4460 code for a protein of 1443 amino acids. Gene Ontology annotation, molecular function: pyrimidine nucleotide binding; chromatin binding; DNA-directed DNA polymerase activity. Gene Ontology annotation, biological process: DNA replication; mitotic DNA replication initiation; lagging strand elongation.